Babesia bovis T2Bo is the source of this 2023-nucleotide messenger RNA. RefSeq names its product CAF1 ribonuclease family protein. Gene Ontology annotation, cellular component: cytoplasm. The record is from RefSeq and is a predicted model, not a curated record. The transcript has a single exon. Bases 45 to 1976 code for a protein of 643 amino acids. Gene Ontology annotation, molecular function: RNA binding; 3'-5'-RNA exonuclease activity. NCBI's taxonomy places the organism in Eukaryota, Apicomplexa, Aconoidasida, Piroplasmida, Babesiidae.
UCUAUAUCAGAAUGGACUUGGUUUAUCAUUAGAAGGUGAUUCACAUGAUGUACACAGCUCAUCGUCGCGUGGCACCUAGAGUUGUCUGCCACAAGCACUGUUAUACACGUGUCCACAAUCGCAAUGUGGGACUACCAACUUUUAGUAAUGGAAUCCGCCUGGAAAAUUCAGUUCUAUCCCAUUACGCUGGCAGUGUAACACCAGUUUAUGACCACGGUACUAUGAUUCCAGGGUCAUGUACAUCACAUACAUCUUCGUUGGUAACUAAAUGUAUUUUUAACUUGGAAACUAGAUCACUUCAUCGCGGGAAUCAUAGGUAUAUGUCAACAGCUGCCACAUCUCGUUUAUCAUGGCGUGACCACGUUGACGAAGCCAGGCGUGCAAUUCGUGAAUCUGACUUCGUAGCCCUAGAUGUGGAAUACACUGGGUUACACUUGAAAGACGACCGAUAUGUAGGUUUAGACAAGUGUUACGAAGCUCACGCUUCCGGUGCUAAGCAGUUUAUACCAUGCCAGGUUGGUUUAACUGCUGCACGUUACAUGGGCGAUAAUCUCUGGAGUAUACACCCGAUGUCGGUUUAUACUCUCCCAUCCAGUAACAAGUUCUUCAAGGUCAGUACCAGCACUCUCCAAUUCCUGAAGGACAACAAUUUUGACUUCCACAGUUGGAUUCAUCAUGGUGUUGAGCACUUGACUCCCAGUGAGGAAAGUGAUUUGAAAUUUGCCAUUGAGCAACGCAAGAAGGAACUCGAUCACAUGUUACAGCAGGCACCACCAGAUACCGCUGUGAAGGGUGUCGAUUUUGAUUUAUCGUCGUUAGGUGCCGAUGACCGAUUGAUGGCUGAACGUACUAUUGAGCGAAUACAGACGUGGAUAUCUGAUGGUACCAGUGCUCCACUGGAGAUUGAGAUGGAGAGUGCGUUCCAGCGGUUGUUAAUGCAUACUAUAAUAGGACAACAGUUUCCACAGGUUUAUAGCCACUCAGCACGUCGCGGCGAUGAGAGGGUCAUCUGUGUAUACAAAUCGCAAAUUGAACUCUAUAAGGAGCAGCUGUCAACAUUGGAAACUGAUAUUGAGCGCAUAAACGAGCAGAUAGGCGUUCGUGUAUUAUUCGAUGAAAUAGUCAACAAUGGUAAGAUACUGGUUGGGCACAAUUGCUUUUAUGACAUACUGCACGUCUACCAGACGUUUUAUGGCGAGCUGCCAGAAGGCGUUGAAGAGUUCCGUAAAAGCUGGACUGAGCGCUUCCGAAAUACAUUUGAUACCAAGUACAUUGGUGAGUUCCAUGAAUCUGUGGCUGCGCCGCAGCAUUCAGCAACGCUUCGCGGGCUGUUUGACCACAUGUGUUCAACGGAAUCCGCUAAUAAAGCAGGACAGCGUUUCCGGGUGCAUACUUUACCCGGGACUUCGUGGCAUCUACCUUCAACGGUACUCCCACUGCUGGAUAAUGGUACCAGUACCGAUAUAUCCACCAAUACGGGUAAAACAACUCAAUCGCACGAUGCUGGCUAUGACAGUUUCAUGACAUGCCUGGUAUUCAUACUUCAGUGUGACCGUAUUCUAAGGUCGAAACACCUCAAGUGGGAUAGACUAGCAUCAGAUGGUACUGACCACCUUGAUCACAAUACACUCCUGGACAACCUGAGCUCAGUAAGUAACUGCAUUCGCUUGGUAAAAUCGCAACCUAACGCCAUUAACCUAUCAAGUAUACGACAGAGUGAUAUGGCACGCUACUUCUUAAUGUCAGGCUACCCUAAUUCAUGGCGUAAGUGGGAUAUUAUGAAAGUGUGGUCGCCGCUCUGGGUGUCAGUUAGCGUCAUCGACGACAGUUCAUGCUGGAUAAUAGUGAAGAACGACGAAGAUAUUCGGAACAUUGGAUUAAUCUAUCGGAUGAUGAAGAAUCCCCAAUUUCGAUUACAGACUUAUGAGCAGUCACGGCAGUCGUCGGAUAACAUCGCCGAACCCAAAACCUCGUAGGUAUAGACUCCUGGUUAAUCUGUUAUUAUGUCUACUGUAUAGAGCCA